Molecule: messenger RNA, 2223 nt
Organism: Sparassis crispa
Lineage: Eukaryota; Fungi; Basidiomycota; Agaricomycetes; Polyporales; Sparassidaceae
Product: TBC domain-containing protein
Exons: 3
Coding region: 1-2223 (740 amino acids)
Source: RefSeq, a predicted model, not a curated record
AUGUCCUUCGUACUCGUACCGCCGACCCCCAGUCCAGAAAGCAGCGUACACCAUCCAGUAUCUCUGCUGUCAGCGACGACGUCGGUCCCCGAGUUGGAACUACCAGACGACCCCGACCGCGAGCGCAGCUCGUCCGAAACUACCAUAGUCACUAUCUAUUCGAUGUACGAAGAAGACACACGCAGCUGGUCUGCCUCCCGACAUCAUUCGAAAGACCUCGACGUCGACGUUACCAUCGCUAGCCGCGACUCCUUUAGGGACUCCCUCCGGAACUCCUUCAUGCAGUCCACCGUCGCAACCAUCGAGGACAGCGCAUUCUACGACUCCACUGCCGACUGGCCGCGCGCGAGCAAGCGCGUUAGCAUGGACAAGUCUAGACAGUCGGUCCUGUCCAAUGGGUCGGUACAGCUGGCGUACUCAGACAGCCGACCCUCGUCCGCCAAUGGCAGCCACCGCCAUACCGUCAGCCAUUCGCCCGAGGGAGAGCUCAGGGCAGGGCUGAGUAGGCCGUCGUUGCAGAAUUACAGGUCGGCGCUGUCUCACGACGAUGGAAAGUCCGUGUCUGCAUUGAGCCAGUCGCCCGACCCCGCACAAAGCAGACCGAAUUCGCGCGCCCGCGCGAACGGAAUUUCCCUGCCCCGGCCGGAUGGUGCUUCACAUAGCCGCAAGUCCUCUGUAGACGUCUCACUCGCGCCAAGUAGACCAGCGUCACGGAAUCGCAGGUCGGCUGAAAAGUCUCGACCUAAUUCACCUCCACCAUCGCAAGGUACACUAUCCCCGCCGCUUCCACCGCAGUCGCUACUGCAAGUGCCCUACCCCCCGGAAUCCUCCCCACCGCAAAUACGAAGCUCUCCCGCGGCGAGUGAGCAUUCACUCGUGCCAUCAGAUGGGGAAGACCCGGAUGGAUUCCACGUGCGGAGUACGUACGCGGACCUGGAGAUAUGUGGAGUGAAGGGCGACGGGUACGAAGAGGGUGUGGAGCGGACGCGUGCACGAGUGGGCGGGAGUCGCGCGAGCGAGCUGCGUGCACUUGCGGCGCUCGGUGACGGUCUGGAGAAGACACGCGAGCUUACGGAGACGCAGAUCCGCAUGCUCGCAAGCCUUGACCGGUAUGGUUUCUACGUCAUGCCAUCACACGACCGCAUCUUGCUGCUGCCCGUUGCACCCCUGCUGAAGCCGCUUGCGCACGUCGUGACGUUUCCCCCGAAUGCGCCUGCCAGCGCGCCGCUACUGCACGCACUGCCAGCCGUCUCACCGCCAAUAAGGGAGUUGUUGCGCACCGAGAAAUGGAGCAGGAUGCUCGAGGCACGAUCGCGCGACCAAGGUGGAAACAUCGAUUCGUGGGGCAUUUGCGCGUCGAAGGAGCACAAGCUGCGUGAGCGCACGUUUAAAGGUAUCCCAGACUGUUGGCGGAGUGCUGCAUGGGAGACCUUCAUUUGCCGAUUUUCCAAGACCAACAAGGCUGGCUUGCGGAAGUUGAUGAAUGACUACCAAACAGCUCUUGAACAGCCUUCGACCUACGAUGUGCAGAUCGACCUGGACGUGCCACGGACCAUUAGCGGCCAUGUAAUGUUCCGAACAAGGUAUGGCCAAGGCCAGCGGUCACUGUUUCACGUCUUGCACUGCCUAUCGCUCAGAUGUGAUGCAUGCGGGUAUUGCCAGGGUAUGGGUCCCAUCGCGGCAACACUCCUCUGCUAUUUUGAGCCUGAGCGGGCGUACGCUGCUCUGGUCCUCUUGCAUGACGCUUACACCAUGCACACAAUAUUCAGCCCAGGGUUUCCCGGGUUGCUCGAGGCGAUAUACGUCCAGGAACGGCUCACGGAGCAGAUGCUUCCUUCGGUGUACGCCGCGUUCAAGAAGCACAUGAUUUCCACGACAUCGUACGCCACGAAAUGGUACAUCACUCUCUUCGCCAACUCAGUGCCGUUCCAAACCCAGCUGCGCCUGUGGGAUGCGUUCCUGCUUGAGGGUUACGAUAUUUUCGUUGUGAUCGCGGUCGCGAUCGUGUGGGUCUAUAGGGAUCAUAUUACUUCGGAAGCAGCCAGCUUUGAGACCGUGUUGUCAUUGCUCUCUUCAUUCUUCGUCCCCGAGGACGAGAACGCGCUACUGGCCUGGAUCGAGAAGGUAAUAUCCGACAAGAAGUUGCGGUCGAGCAUGCGACAGUGGCGGGCAGACUGGAACCGGCUCGUCGCAGCCGGACAGCACUCGCAGGCGCUGCUAUAG